Molecule: messenger RNA, 1140 nt
Organism: Racocetra persica
Lineage: Eukaryota; Fungi; Glomeromycota; Glomeromycetes; Diversisporales; Gigasporaceae
Source: the annotation of a GenBank genome assembly
AUGAGCGAAAAUAUUAAAAACAUUUAUAUUCGAGAAACAGAAACACGAAACACGCCUAAACCUCACAUUGUUUAUCGUGUUGAAGUGCAUGCGGAAGUUAGAACAUGGUCUAUUUGGAAACGUUAUAGUGAAUUUGACGAAUUGAAUGAUAAAUUGGUGCGGCUUUUUCCAAAUAAUCCACCACCUUUUGAAAUUCCUGCAAAACAUUACUUUCAAUCAACUUUAGGGAAUCCAGUGUUGGUUGAAGAAAGACGAAGGGGCUUAGAAGAUUAUUUAAACGGCAUUCUGUUUCAUAAAGAUGCUCGUUGGAGAGAAACAGAAGAAUGGAAAGAAUUUCUAUCAAUACCAACCGGAAGGCCUCUUGACGCUACGACUAUGUACUCUUCAGAAAGUUGGCUUGAUGAAUAUCAUCAAGUACAAGCUAUAACAAAAGAAAUUCGUUCACUUAUUAACCGUCGUGAAACACAUAUUGCACGUAAUGAAGUUCAAGCAUCACAUAAUUGUAGUGUACAAGCCAAGAAGAGCCUGACGACUCUUGGAGUUCGAACUUCUCAACUUGAAAGUGGACUCAUAGGAUUGGCAAAGGGAACGGGAAGAGACGGAAGAAUCAUGUCAGAAGGAGAGUUAAGAAGGCGACAAGAUCUUUUGAACGAUCUUAAAGACGAAAAAGAUACAUUAACUAAACUUGUAUUGGCACACCGACCAGAUAUUAAUAAAGCUACAAAACCAGCAAGUUCAGUUGAUCGAGCAGCGUUAUUCAGAGCGCCAAUUAGACAACGAUCAUUACCACUAAUUAAUAAUAAUGGAAUUGGUGCUUCGGCUAAUGAUUCAUCAAUCGUCCAAAAGGCACCAACAUCACGACGAGUGUUUGGUAACAGUCGAGCUAUGACUAUCGAAACUGAAGCAACUCGAGGAUUAGACAAUAAAGGGCUUGUCGAAUUGCAAAAACAAACAAUGGAAGAUCAAGAUCGUCAUGCUGAACAAUUUAGUGCUAUAUUGAACAGACAUAGACAUAUUGGAGUUGCCAUCGGUCAAGAACUAGAAAUUCAGAAUCGAAUGUUAUCUGAAUUGAGUGAAAAUGUUGAUCAGACAGCAAGUAAAUUAAGAGUUGCUACAAAGAAGCUGAAUGCUAUUAGAUGA